GUUUCGCGGCCUCCAUUGGCGGCGGCAGCCAGGUAUCUAACACCGGGCGAACACUUCGUAUCCCCUCGCUCGCGUGGACAACAGCCCUCGCCGGAUCCCUCACUUCCUCUGCCCUAGCCGAAGCCGGCAACCUUCUUAUCUUUUGAAAGCAGUAAGAAAGAAGUCCCAAACGAAACCUUAAACUCAUGGACAACAGGAUUAAACUUUGGUAAUGAACAACCCCUUCGACUUCCCUACCAGUCCCGUGCCCGUCCCCGUCCCUGCCCCCGUCUCGUUCCCGAACUCGAAGCUUGACCGCUAGCUCGUCGUCUCCGACGAAGGCUUCUUACCACAGAAGGCACUCAUCGUCUUUGGUGUCGUACCCCUCUAUUCUCGUCUACAACGUUGGUCUCCUUACGGGAAUAAUUCAAAUGUAGUUUUUCCUGAAAGGUCAAUUGAUUUUGAUAUUAUCUUUGAUUUUGGGAGUUCGUCUGCAAGAAUUCCUGAUGGCUGGGUUAGAGGAACUAAAGAAAAAACUUCAGCCUUUAUUUGCUGCAGAGAUUGGACCUUCCAUGGGAUUAUCUAUGGAUCCUUAUGACUCAUACAUGGUAUCAAAUGAAGGAGCUGUCGAUUUAUUGAGCAAGUCUUAUGGAGUUUACAGCUUUUCUGAACACGGCUUGGAGAAGCGAACAAGUGGGAUUUUAGAUGACAUAGACAAUAGUGAACAAGCAUAUCGUUGUUCUUCCCGUGAGAUGCAUGUGUUUGGAGCCAUCGGGUGCGGUUCAAGCAGUGUUGUUUACAAGGCCAUUCAUAUAACAAUUCACAGAAUUUUAGCCUUGAAGAGGAUUAACGUAUUUGAAAAGGAGAAAAGGCAACAGCUUCUAAAUGAGGUAAAAGCACUAUGUGAGGCAGCUUGCUUUCAAGGACUUGUUGAAUUUCAUGGGGCAUUUUAUACCCCUGAGUCUGGGCAGAUAAGCAUCGCACUAGAAUAUGUGGAUGGAGGUUCACUUGCAGAUGUUCUGUUGUUAAAAAAGUCUGUACCUGAACCAGUUCUUUCGCACAUGGUUCAUAAAUUAUUACUUGCACUGGGAUAUUUACAUGGAGAAAGACGUUUGGUUCACAGAGAUAUAAAGCCGGCAAACUUGCUCAUAAAUCUCAAAGGCGAGACAAAGAUUUCUGAUUUUGGCAUAAGUGCAGCUUUAAACAACUCAGUAGCUAUGUGUGAAACUUUUGUCGGAACUGUUACAUACAUGUCGCCUGAGAGAAUCCAAAAUGAGAGUUAUUCAUAUUCUGCUGAUAUCUGGAGCUUUGGUUUAGCCAUGUUUGAAUGUGCCACUGGCAAAUUUCCAUAUUCAGCAACUGAAGGAGCUGUCAAUUUGAUGUUACAAAUUAUGUAUGACCCAUCACCUUCUCCUCCUAAGGACUCAUUUUCACCAGAGUUCUGCUCCUUCAUUGAUGCUUGCCUUCAUAAAGAUCCUAGUGCUAGACCAAGAGCAGAUGAGCUUCUGACUCAUCCAUUUAUAAAAAAGUAUGAGAAAGAGAGCGUGGAUUUGGCUGCAUAUGUUCGAGAAGUUUUUGAUCCAGUUCAGAAAUUGAAAGACAUGGCUGAUAUGCUUGCUGUACACUAUUACUUGCUGUUUAACGGGGCUGAUGGACAGUGGCAUUAUGCCAAAAGAUUCUAUGACGAGACAUCAGUUUUCAGAUUCUCAGGAAAGCAGUUUCGCGGUCAAAAUCAUAUAUUUCCAGCUCUUACUGAUAUAAGGAGAAAAUUAGCCGGCGAUCGGCCUCGCCAAAGACUCGUCCAUGUCGUCGAAAAGCUCCAUUGCCGUGCCCAUGGAGACGAUGCAAUCGCAAUCCGUGCUUCGGGAUCUUUCAUCAUUGGCAAUCAGUUUCUCAUAUGUGGCAAAGGCGUACAGGCAGAGGGCAUGCCAAACAUUCAAGAAAGCUCCCUUGAUUUGGCUAAUAAGAGGAUGGGCACUUUUCAAGAGCAGUUCAUCAUGGAACCAGGGAGUUCUAUUGGAGUUUUCAUAAUAACUGACCAAGAACUCUACAUUCAAGCUUGAGAUUCCAUGGUAAAUUUACAUAUAUACCCUAAAAUAUUUAUGUAUUUAUACAUCUAACAUCUAACAUCUAACUCUUUAUAUUUAUUUGUAUAAUGCAUUAGUAUGUGAGUCACAUGAAAACAUGUGCAUUGGGAGAUAAGUUAAUAUUUAGUAAAAGGUUAGGCUAUUAUAUAAGGAAAUAUAAAAAUUGAAGUGGUAGAUUUGUAAAUAAGAAUUAAGUGGUAUAUAUAUGUGUAAAUCUCCCAAAUAAAUGUGAAAAAUCUGUUCAGGCAUAAGAACCUUGCAUGAUUAUAUGUUAGCUUUUUUUAUUUUAUUUUAUUUUUUUUAAUUUUAAGGGAUAGUGUUUCAAGAACUGAUUUUCUGCAUGUUAGCUGUAAAGUGUUUGGGUACUUGUAUAUGAAUUUAUGAUUUUUAAGCU
This is a messenger RNA of Dendrobium catenatum, 2460 nucleotides long. RefSeq names its product mitogen-activated protein kinase kinase 3. Bases 486 to 2042 code for a protein of 518 amino acids. Gene Ontology annotation, molecular function: ATP binding; MAP kinase kinase activity. The transcript has 11 exons. Gene Ontology annotation, biological process: MAPK cascade; protein phosphorylation. NCBI's taxonomy places the organism in Eukaryota, Viridiplantae, Streptophyta, Magnoliopsida, Asparagales, Orchidaceae. The record is from RefSeq and is a predicted model, not a curated record.